This is a messenger RNA of Mangifera indica (mango), 1841 nucleotides long. RefSeq lists its product as uncharacterized. The transcript is spliced from 9 exons. Lineage: Eukaryota; Viridiplantae; Streptophyta; Magnoliopsida; Sapindales; Anacardiaceae. The record is from RefSeq and is a predicted model, not a curated record. Bases 163 to 1635 code for a protein of 490 amino acids.
AUACGCACAACAUAUUGAUAAUAAAUAUUAUGCACGCAGUGACCGUCCGGCUGAUCGGCCUUUUCAUUUUUAUUUCCGUUACCGGCAGCUUCAUUUCUCUUGCCUUUCUUCUUAGUUUCGUUCUUUUUACAAACACAUUGACGGAGACAAAGAGAGGCAGUAAUGGUUGCACCUGCCUUCUCUUUCUCUUCUCUUCCUCUCUUUGUUCCACUAUUUCUAUGCUUCUUCCUUGCCCACCAUGUGACCCCUUUUAAAGGUGUUGACAUGGGGAAUCCUGCAGUAGAUGUCACACCAUAUCCCCUUGCCGAUGUUCCUGGGUCCAAAGAUGUUAUAUCAUGUGAAAGAGUUCAGGUUUCUGGAUACUCAAGAUUGAAACUUGGGAGUUAUGCCAAUUCAUUUCGGGUCACUUUGGCUCCUUCUGUGGUAAUCCCUGAGAGAUUACAUAGUAAAAUCCAGGUUUGUUUUCACCGGAAUAUUUCGCUCGCAUUAUGUCAGUGUGAAAAGGAUGAGUGGAAGGCUAUUCAGAAGGGGGGAGUUUGGAGCUCAGUCAUGUCUCCAUAUGAGGAGAGAUACAUUGAUGUGAAGUUUGUUGGUGGAGUCUCAGGUUCUGUUUCGGUUGCAGUUGAAGAAGAUUUUCAGAGAUGGCGUCUCCUUUGUCUAGCAGUUGGAUUUGUUCUGCUGCUGUUAGCUCCAGUUGUCAGCCACUGGGUUCCUUUUUAUUAUAGCAGUUCAAUGGCUAUAGGAGUUUUUCUUGUCAUUAUAAUCCUUCUCUUUCAGGGAAUGAAACUGUUGCCAACAGGAAGGAAGAAUGUCUUGUAUCUUACUAUAUAUGGAUCAGUGCUUGGUGCUGGAUCUUUUCUUCUACAUCAAUUCUCGGUGCUGGUGAAUUCUAUUCUUGUCAGUUUUGGACUAAGUGAGGAGAUGCACAAUCCCGUCUCUAUAUUUCUACUGGUUGGGAUUGUACUUGCAGGAGCUGCUUUAGGGUACUGGAUUGUAAGGAAAUUUGUGAUUUCAAAAGAUGGAACUGUUGAUGUUGGUGUAGCUCAAUUUGUUAAAUGGGCAAUGCGCAUCAUUGCAACCACUUCUAUUUUCCAGAGCACCCUUGAUACUCCUCUAGCAUUGGGAGCAUUGGUUUCUUGCUGCACUGUGUGCUGUCUCAUCACUUCUUCAAAGUGGCUUGGAAGUGGUCUGCAUCAAUCAAGACAGUCGACAAGAAAGCAUGGUCAUGCUGAAUUUCUUAGCAGAUCACCUGUAGCUGUUUCCAGGAGGAAUUUGUGGAAUAGCUCAAGUCCUAUGAUUUCUCCUUCGUGGUCUAACUCUCCUGUUAAUGGUGUGAUUUCGCCAUAUGCUGGUGAAGGGAUAAUCAAUCAGCAGAAUUACUAUUCAGCCUUUCACAAAAUAAAGAAAAGGAAGUUUACAAAGCAAGAAUGGGAGGAUUUUACCCGUGAAUCAACGCGGCAAGCAGUUGCAGAAUUGACAGCAUCACCAGAGUUUACGGAUUGGAUCAUUGAUCAUGCUGACAGAAUUAAACUCCUACCAAGUGAUAGUUCAGAUGAAUCAGUGGGAAGUGAAACAGAUUCUACAGAUGAGAAUGCUGCGGGGAGAAGUAACGGGUUUAGGUUGUUCGGCUGGUAGGGAAUGAAGCAGAAGAAGAUGAUACUGUUCUGUUGCACAUUUAACAAGUAAAUAGUUGUAGGAAAUUAUCUUGAGAAUGAGUUUUAGGAGUGACUUAGGUUAGGUUUGUAGCACAUUUGGUAACAAAUUAACCGGCCUUGUAACGAUUAUUAUGUUUCUUCUAAACAUGAUCUAUGCAAAUUUGUGGAAUUGCAUUACUGGGAUUA